CGCCCCGCUCGGACUCGCUGCGGCUGUCGGCCGAGGACAUGGUGCAGGUGGCCAACGGCGGCGCGCGCACCGCGUCGGGCGCGCUGGCGCACUUCCUGGCCGCCUACACGCCCGCCGAGCUGGCGCUGGCGCGCUCCGACUACCUGCGCGCGCCGCCGUCGCCCGCGCGCCCGCCGCGGGGCCCGCGCUCGGCGCUGUCGCUGCGCGCCGCCAGCGAGGAGCCGGCGCGCCUGCUGCGGCCGCCCGCGCACUACGCGGGGUACGCGGGGUACGGCUACACGCACAGCGUGCACACGCUGCGCCGCCAGGGCCGCGCGCGCUCCCCGCCCUCGCCGCCCAACUUCGAGUUGAGCUGCGACUGCCUGCCCGUGGACCCCAUCCCGCCGCCGGAGCUCUUCGACUUCUAGAUCGACUCGCUUUCCUUCGAAUUUUGUAAAAAUUAACUGGCGCCACCGUCGCUGGCGGCACGAGCCGCGGGCCGCUCCCCCUCGCGACGUUACGAAUGAUGCGUUUGACAAUCAUCUACUUAUAUUGUUAUUCCUCGUCGAAUCCUCAUUCG
Messenger RNA from Spodoptera frugiperda (fall armyworm), 559 nucleotides. RefSeq lists its product as uncharacterized. The record is from RefSeq and is a predicted model, not a curated record. NCBI's taxonomy places the organism in Eukaryota, Metazoa, Arthropoda, Insecta, Lepidoptera, Noctuidae.